ACAACUUCAAUAUCUACCUCCACUUUACUGCUGUGUUAGCAAGAUUGCAACAUAGCAGGCUUGCACUGCAAAGCCCUCUUGUCACAGUGUAAAUAAUCUGAAAUGAGUAUACAGUACAUUUCCAUGGCACUUUAACCAGAGAUUGAAGGUACAUUUACUUGGAAGUAAACCUGGAUGUCAUCUCUUCGUUCUUCACCCUAGUAAGGAAUGUUUGAAUCCUAACCAUUUAAAAAAUCUUUUGUAUUGCAGCAACGCUUUUCAACUCCCCAUGAACACCCCAUUAUAUUUAUUGUGUUUUGAUACGGUUCAUCCUCGCUAGGAAGGAUUUUGCACAACUGGUUUUGUUUCCUCUGAACACGCACCGGGAGUUACUUCUUGCAUAAGUGCUCUCAUCAGUAACACAAAUAUGCAGUCUUGGCUUAAUAUCUUCCCGCUGGAGUGGGAAGCCUAUGUGAUCCCUCUGCAGUUUGCAACAGAAUAACGGGGCCUCAGUAUCACUGGUGUGCAGCUAUUUGAAUUAUGCUGCUUCCAGCUGUGACAACAGUACACUUACCCACCACUGCUGAGCAAUGAGAAGCUUCAUAUUCCUCAUUCAAACCCAAAUUGUGUAGCAUAUAAAACUGUUAUCUGAAGGCGGGGGGGGGGGGGGCAGGUAGCUGGUCGUGUGAAAAAGAAAACUGCUUGUUGCUGUCCAUGUUUACAAAAGUAAAAUAUGAUGCCACUGUUAUCUCCUUAACUGCAGUUUUCCCUGGCUAUGUUUGUUUAUUAUGCCCUCUCAUAAUUUUCCACCACAUGUAAUCCUGCGAGAUAGCUAGUUAGCAACCCAAACAUACAUGCAAGUGUAAUGAAUGAACUAAAAGGAAUAGGACCCUUUUUAAGGCAAGCGUUUUAAGUUUGGGGUGUUUGGCUGCCUUAUUCCACACACUUGCAACCAAGAGGUCUUAACAAGUAAUUCUCUACAGAGAACUAUGGCAAGCAUUAUUGCAAAUUAUGCUCCCUGGUCAAACUGGAAAUGAAGGUUGUCAUUGGCUGUUGACAAGAGUGCAUUAACACUGAGCGGUUGGUUUGCGAACCAAAGAGCAUUCAUGCCAGAUCACCAGGGGUAUCACAGAGCAAAGCGUCUGCAGAUCAAGAAACGGACAAAAAUUAAAAACAAAUAAAUGGACAUCCUUUUCUCUCCCCCCCCCCCGCACCAAGCCCUGAGGACCGCAAACCUCUUCCUUCCAAUUAGCUGUCCAAUUAGCAGAGUGCUUACUCAUAAACUAAAAUAGAUGCUGGCUUCAUAAUUAGUUUAUAUUACAUUUAAGCACCAUUCAGAAGAUUGACAUUUAACAACCUUUGUCCUUCAGCCAGAACAGAGAGUCUUAUUACUCCAAACACAAGACAAAGUACACAACUAACUGCAACUCAGCCCUGCAAAGUAAUAUGAAAUAUGAAACUAGUGAUUUUUUGCCCAGGCACUCCCACUUCCAGCACAGGAAUCCAGUUAAAGGAAAACUGCAUGAGAAAGUAACCCACAGGAAAAAGGAAGGCCUGCCAUUUCCUUCAGUAUGCCCCCUUUGCUCUUAAAAACCAGACUUCCCUCCUAUUACCUCACCCCAGCUUUAUGUACGAAUGAGGCAGUCAUAUCCACACCAUACAUUUAAAGCACUCUUCCCAAAUAAUACUGGGAACAGUAGUUUGCUAAGGGUGCUGACUGCACAGAGCAAUUCCCAACAAUGAACUACAGUUCCCAUGAUUCACCAUGCCUGUAAAAUUGUAUAAGAACACUUUUUUAAUGCUUGGUGCCGUCUCAAGACUUACAGUGUGUGUGUGUGUGUGUGUGUGUGUGUGUUUUCUCAUCCAUUUAAAGCACUCUUAAAGCACACUCCAUCUUGGCUGUGAGUCCUGAAGACCUGUUCCCUACCUUGCUGGCCAAUUUCCAGCUGGCCGGACUGACUCCAGCUGCAAAAGCUGAACAAACUCUUGGGUUGGGGUGCUGUUGGGGGGUUGUUGCUGGUUUUAUCCAUGUCUUUAUUUUAGAUCUUGGGAUUUAUGUGGAAAUAGUUGUGCAUUUUUUAAUCUUUUAUUUAUUGUUUAUGACUACCUCUGUUAUGUUAUAGUUAUGUAUUUUUCAUGCUGUAAGCCGACUUCGGCAUGGUUUAAACUGCGGAAAGGCAUCAUACAAAUAAAAUUAAGCAUGCAUAUAUAAACUCAAGAUUUGUUGCGCUCAUACACGUGUUGAGCAGAAGAUGCAAACAAGUACAUUUGCAACAGCUUUGGCUCAUUGGGGGCCACAAAUAGGUUUAGUUUUCUCGCUACCUCUACCUCAACUGUGUAAUGAAUUUUGCCAAGAGUAGCAGCAAAGCUUAGUCAGUGCAGAACUUGACAUUGUUGCAGCAAAGACACUUCCCCAAACCUCAUGAAUGUAGAGUAGCUUCUUGUGUGUUGCAAGGGGUGUUGGGGGGGAGUGCUUAACCCUUUCCCCAAACUGAAUUUUAGGUGGAUUGCUGUCAAUUCUCUCCAGCAGAUAGGAAGAGGCAAUUUCAAAUUCUGGAGCCCAAGGGGAGGAAGUGAGAAGAAGAACCUGUUAAAAUUGGGAAAACUGGCAGAUAAUGAGUUAAGCAACCCCUUUCCCACCCCCCUUCCAUUCUUUGGGAAACAAAGAGAGCCUCAGUGCCUUGUUCUGCCCACAGCAGGGAUGAGAUGCAAGCAAGCAGCAGCCGACCCGCUAUUUUAGGAGGGGCAGAAGACAUUGAGAUGACAUUACUGUAUAUAUCUUGCCCAGAGAAUCUAGGCGCUAGGGCUAAACAAAGGGUCGAGGCUUCCAGCCGAACCCCCACCACUUUCUAACCUAAUUUAACGGAGGAAACUUUCCCAGGGCCCAACAAGGCAGUUCGUCCUGAACUCUUCUCUUUAAAACAAGAGGGAGAGAAGCCAAGAAAGCAACGAGCUCCCUCAGUUUUGAACCACACGUCUUAGGAACCGAUUUUUUUUUAAUCGCCCGGAUCAGACGGCCCCAAAAUUUACGCUUUUGCUGCUGCGUUUCCUUCUAAACGCGCAGCAGAGGAGGGCGCAGAGUCCCAGCCACUCGCAGCGCGAUCCUAUGGCUCCUAACUCCGAAGAGAGCCCCGCGGAGUUCAGCGGGGCUCUGACGGCCAGGGACCAGCUUUCGGCUGCGAUCCUGCUGCGGCUGCUGCCCACGUUUUCCCUGGGGGUAGAGCGCGCCACUGAAGCGCAGGAUGGCACCGUGAGCGAGCGAGGGGACGAAAGGGAACCGAACCGAACGGCAGAUCCCCAACCUAAAGCGCACAGUCGGAUCUAACGCCUGCCUGCGCCUCGCUCCCUCCCUCCAGCCCCGCAAGAGGGUUAAAGGCAACAGGGGCAGCCCGAUCCUACGCGGAGUGAACCUCCAUCUGAACGCGAUGAACUCCCGGAGCGAGUCCCCCACCCGGGGAUUACUUCGCCCGUAAACAAGCCGAGCGCGGCGCCGAGGGAGCAACUUACCGAAAUCCCAUCAGCCUUUCUCCGAUCAAGGCGCCCAGGACCCCGACGAUGGCGAGCGCCAGCAGCUUCCCCAUGGCUCAGCCCCCGACGGUCCGCAGGCGACUGUCAGCCGGCAAGUUCAACAGGAAGUUUCCCUCCUCCCCGCCCGCCCCGGAUUAAGCCGCGGACUCGGCAGCGCCUCCCACCUGCGCGAAACCGCCCCGCCGAGCCGAGAGAGUGACCGCAGCCCCGAGGAGACGCGUCUGGGGCUGCCCUGCCCUCCGCCCCGCCCUGGAGAAGAAGAGCGGGGCGAAGGAGGCGCAGGGAACGCGGCGCGUGGAAGCGAAUGCUGGGCGAGCGGAGAGAGCGAGACUGUGCCAUGGAAGAAGCGCCGCGCAGCCUUGUCGCCAGGAGGGGAGGAGGCCAAGAGUUCGGCGGGGACGUGCCGCUUUCCCGCCCUUUCUGUGAGGCCGAGGUGGGUCUAAAGGCCUCCAGGUUUCGCUGGACUUCAGCUCCCUUCAGCACCCCCCAGCCUGGCUGCUGGUCAGAGAGGGUGGACCACAGGCUCCCCAUCCCUCAUUUAUGUAUUUUUGUUCCACUCUUCCAAACUUAACAUCAUAAAAAGACUGCCUUAUACAGUGGUACCUCAGGUAAGAACUUAAUUCGUUCUGGAGGCCCGUUCUUAACCUGAGAUACCACUUUAGCUAAUGGAGCCUCCCGCUGCCGCCACCACACGAUUUCUGUUCUCAUCCUGAAGCAUAGUUCUUAACCUGGGGUACUAUUUCUGGGUUAGCAGAGUCUGUAACCUGAAGUGUCUGUAACCUGAAGCAUAUGUAACCCGAGGUACCGCUGUACUGAGUCAGACCAUUGGUCCAUAUUAAGGUAAAAGGUAAAAAAUCCCUGAAGUCCAGUCAAAGGUGACUAUGGGGUGUGGCGCUCAUCUCGCUUUUAGGCCGAUGGAGCCGGCGUUUGUCCACAGACAGCUUUCCAGGUCAUGUGGCCAGCAUGACUAAACCGCUACUGGCACAGCAGAACACCAUGAUGGAAGACAGAGCGCACGGAAACACCAUUUACCUUCCCGCCAGAGGAAGCCUAUUUAUCUACUCUAUUUAUCUACCUAUUUAUCUACUCAUGCUGGUAGGCUUUCAAACUGCUAGGUUGGCAGAAGCUGGGACAGAGCAACGGGAGCUCACUCCAUCACGGGGAUUCGAACCACUGACCUUCCGAUCAGCAAGCCCAAGAGGCUCAGUGGUUUAGACCACAGCGCCACCCGUGCCCCUGGUCCACAUUAAGCUCAGUAGCAUCUGCACAGAUUCCAGGGUCUUAGGCAAAGAGUAUCGCCCAGUGCUACCUGGAGCCAUCUGUAUGCUCCAUCACUGAGCUAAGGACCUUAAACUCCGCACGCCAUGGACCACUUGGUAAAAUUGCCAAGGACCACAUCAUUGGUUGUAGCAAUUGCAGUGCAUGGCAUUAAAUGUCAUAUAGUUUUUGCAUUUCAGACUACAGUGCAAUGCAAUAUAAUGUGCUUCUCCACCCCAUUCAAGUCUCUUCCUCCCACUUGUCAUGUGUGCUCCAUCCUGGAGUGGCCACAUGCUCUUGCUUUUCACAGAGAUGCGAUGUGGGAACCACGCUGGCACAUGGUGGCUUGCAGCAUCUCCUGCCACACUUACCCUUGCAAUAACCUUGAAACAGGCAAACUUUUGCAACUGAGCCAUGAUUUAAACCCAGCUCUUCUGUAGUUAAACUAUAAAACUCGCUCCCACAAGAGGCAGCGAUGGCCGCCAACUUGCAUGGCUUUAAAAGAGAUUGGACAAAUUAAUGAUGGAUAAAGCUUUUGGUGACCACUAGCCGCGUUGGCCAUGCUCUGCCAAUAAUGUUUCUGAAGGCCAGUUGCUGGAAACUCCUGGAGGGGAGACUGCUCUUGUGCUUAGGCUCGCAGGUUUCCCGCAGAUAUCCGCGUGGCCAGCAUGAAGACAGGAUUUUGGACUCAAAAUCUUUGCCGGCGCCGGCGGCCUCCCCUUUCCCUGCACGCCCAUCAGCUGCACCCUGUCAACCAUAUGGCUGGCGGGCGUGAAACUUGCCUCCCAAGCCUCCACCUUCCCAAGCCUCCAUCGGAGGAGAGCGAUCCCCAUAGAGGCUUAGUAUGGAAGCUGCACUCCGCCAACUACCGUAUUUUUCACCCCAUAGGACGCACCGCCCCAUAGGACGCACCUAGUUUUUUUGGGGGGGGGGGAAUAAAGUUAACAAAUUUUUAUUUCCCCCCGAGAUACGGGGGCUAGCGCGGGGGAAGCCUGAGCUUCCCCAGCCCCCAGAACAGGCUGCCGCCCCAAGCCUUGUGCGCCCGGCGGGACCUCCCGCCGGGCGCGCAAGGCUUGCGGACAUCUGCCCGAAGCAGGGGGCUCCGCAGCUCGCCCCCUGGUUCGGGCUGCAGGCUGCCGCCCCAAGCCUCGCGCGCCCGGCGGGACCACCCGCCGGGCGCGCGAGGCUUGCGGACAUCUGCCCGAACCAGGGGGCGGGCUCCACAGCUCGCCCCCUGCUUCGGGCUGCAGGCUGCCGCCCCAAGCCUCGCGCGCCUGGCGGGACGGCACGCGAGGCUUGCGGAUAGCUUCCUGAAGCCUGGAGAGCGAGAGGUGUCAGGGCGCACUGAUGCCUCUCGCUCUCCAGGCUUCAGCGAAAGCCUGCAUUCACCCCAUACACAUUCGCACACACAUUUCCCCUUAAUUUUUGGAGGGGAAAAAGUGCGUCCUAUAGGGCGAAAAAUAUGGUAUAUGGCUGGCGGGCGUGCAGCUUCCUUCCCAAGCCUCCGCAGGAGGAGAGUGAUCCCGGCAGAGGCUUGGGAAAAGGUUGACAACUCUGGGAAAUGGGGUGGAGUGGGACGCCAGAGGGAUCUUUGCACCACAGUGCUGGAUAUGUUUAAGACAGUUCUUCCUGUUCUAAAUCCCACACUCUUACUCAUUUCACUUUACUGGCUAUUUCCUCAGGCUGCAAUUGGCAGAUUGUAGUGAUAUAGGAGCACAGUGUUUUGCAAUAUAAAUUCUCAGGAGUGCAAAGUUCAUAAACUUUAGUGUCACCAAUUUGCUGCAUAUACGGUUCCUCCAAAGAAUCUUGGGAACUGGAGUUUACCCUUUCACAGAGCUACUAUUCCCAGCACUCUUAGCAAACUACAAUUCCCAGGUGUCUUUGGGGGGAAAUCAUGUGCUUUAGGUGUAUGAUAUACUUUGCACUCACAUCCUUGACAUGUUCGGCAGUGUGUAGGGGGAAGUAUUCAAUGAUAUUAUGAACUUGCAGUCUAAAUUGGUUUUCAUGUCAUCUGCUGCUUUGUGAAAUCAAGGCCCUGGUAAUUUUAUUUCUACAAGGAAAGAUACCUGGACUUUCAGAAAGACAUCAUAUAUACCAGGCAUCCCCAAACUCAGCCCUCCAGAUGUUUUAGGACUACAAUUCACAUCAUCCCUGACCACUGGUCCUGUUAGCUAGGGAUGAUGGGAGUUGUAGUCCCAAAACAACUGGAGGGCUGAGUUUGGGGAUGCCUGAUAUAUACUAAUAGUUAGCUUAUUCUACAAAUGCCUACCCUUAGUGUAGCUAAAAUGGUACUAUCCAUACACAAGGGAGAAGUGUCAGGAGGCUCGAGGUGGGGCGACCUAUGAUUUUCUGGUGUACAAAAAGAUAUUUCGUGAGGGGAAUGAAGGGAGCUAAAAAUCCCCAAACAGCUCAGUGAGCAAUAAAUAUGCUCAGUGGGCACAGAAUACUGCUUGACUCUUCUGCAGGGAGUGAAGGAAUGGAAUGGAAUAGCCCAUGAAAGGGCAUGGCUGGCUGACCAGAAUGCUGACCAGAGGCAGUCCACACUGCAAUAUUUCGUUGCUGGUCCCCAAACUUGAAUUAAACCUUACCCUUUACUCCAGAACUCUGUUGCAGCUCAUGUUGUCAAGUACUCCAGAAACCUGGUCAGGUCUGCUUCUGUUUCCUUUUUAAAAAAAAAAUAUAUUUUUUAUUAACAGGCCAAUCAAAUCACAUUAUUUCCAAAUCACAUUAGUUCCAAAUUAUACAGCCAAAUUUUUAAAUUUUUGUUGGGGGUACCCAUACUUCAAACUCCGAAAAGGUGUCCAAACAUCACUUAUAUUGCUGCUUUAAUUAGACAAUUCUAUCCAGUUCUGUCCAGAUAGUCUCUUUGUUACAUUCCUCAUCUUCUUGUUGUUAUCAUAUAUUCCUUUCUUUGCGAUCUCUGAUAAUCUUCACAAGCGGGUUAAAAACAAACAUCCUCUGUGUGGGUUUUACACUCUCCAAAAAUCAUAUCACAUAAGGACAGCUGCCAUUUCCACACCUCCGUAAAGAGACUUUCCCUCGGUCUGUCCCUUGAUUUUCCCAGGCUUGCCAGACCUAUCUCAGAGGGCUCUGCCAAGGUCUAGAUCACAUUCCUAUAAGCAUUCACAUUCCAAUGACCCUGGUCCUCCUCCCCCAUCCUUCUUAGGCAAGCCUGUCUCGGCGAGACGCCAUUUGAAACUGCGUCAUAAAACUUUCCUCCGUUCUCCUCCGUUCUCCGAUGUUUACCAAUCCUCUCUUUGAUCGAUAAUUCACUCCACACAGUUCUUGAAUUCCUGCUUGUGAUUAAUAAAUUGCAACGAUUCUUCUUUUGGGGUGGAGGGUUAUUAAUACUCACAUAAGGCAAAGAAAAAGAAAAGUUUUUUCCUCCACCCCCCUUUCCAUUUCGCACCAAACAUACCAGUCUUUUAAUGGUGAUUCAUCACUUGAUUUAUUUGUCCCGCCCGUCGCUCCGCUCCCAGAGAUCCAUUAAUCAGCAGUCUUAACUCCCAAUCUUCGCUUGAUGUAUGUGCUUUAGCUUCUUUCCAAUUAUAUAUUUCCAAUUAUAUGUUUUGAGCUAAAGCAACCAGUGCGCUGAUUGGAGACAGCGUCCGGGAAGAGCCGACUUCACACAAGGGCUUGUGCCAAGUGUCCGCACCCCCUUCUUUCGAAUCCGGGGGUGAAUUAUGGACACCGCUGGCAAGGCAGUCUCCCCCAUCCCCUUGGGGGGGGCAGGAAGACUGCAUACUUCCCAUAGCAGCCUCUUAAUUACCUCGUGUGGGUCGGAGAGAUGUUAUUGUCGGCCAUCUUCCAAUGCGCCCCCUAGUGGCCCUCCGGUCUGCUUCUGUUUCCUUAACAGGAUUUUGAUUUGACAAAAUCAGGAGAUGGAGCUUUCUAUGCAGUUAGUCUUACCACACACAAGUCAGAGGUUCUUACCCCAUCCAGAUAAGCAAGAGGCAUUUGUACAGUUCAGGGAUGCAUUCCAGCCAGACCAGAUUUGCAUCUCCUAAGCAAGACUAAUGCUCUGCAUUAGUAUAUAGGAGAUCAGACUUUUUUAUGUUGUGGAGUUAAACAAAUAUUAAAGUACACCUGUUGUUUCUACUGCAAUCUGGAAAAUCUGGUGGUUUUGUUUGGGGUGUUUUUUUGUGCUGGGUUGUAUUUUAAUGCCUGUUUGAAAUCUUUCUUUUCAUUUAAACUGCAAGAAUGAUAUUCACACCCCUUGUAUAUCACCUCGGAUCAGUGAUCACAUUGUUGUCAUUUCAGGUGGCUCUAAGGUUUGGAUGUGUGCCACCAUGACCUUACCAUGGCAUUGUAGAGACGUUUAGCCCCACCCCUAUGCUUUCUCCUGAGACCCCAUCUCUACACAAACAGCACUGCCCAGACUUAGUCGUGAAUUUCAUUGGUAUAGAAUGCCAUGAUUUUCUAUUUAUAUCGCAUGGCACUUCAUUCUCUCCUCUGCCUUUUGAUUUUUAAACCCACCCACCCUGCCAAACAAGGAAGGUGCCAGGAUCGUGCUGUAAAUUUCAGUGACAAAUCUACAAGCCGUGUGACCAUUUCUCUGGCUGUUCAGUCAUGCUAUAAACAGGCUAUCUAGCAAAAUGCUGGGCUAAUAAAUGCCUGGGUAUUUAUGGUGCAUAUAUAGUCUACAGACAUGGCUUUUGGUGCCACAGCUAAAGCAAGCAUCCCAUUCUACUAAGCUCAGACUGUAUUGUAUGAAUCAGACUGUACUUUGCAUUUUAUUACCAUUUGACUCCACUGUUGACAUUCCCUGCACACACACCUUUUUGGGUCAGAGGGAGAAGACUGGGAAGAGGAGGGGUCGGAAGCUGAAGAGGUACUUAGUGAGCUGCCAGAGUCCGUGGCAGAGAGAAGUGCAGAAGCCGAAGCUGGCGAGUGGGAGGAGUGGCCAAGAGACACAAAAGAGUCUGGUGAAGAGUCACUGGUGUCUCUUCUGUUGUGUGAAAAGCUCCCCUCCCCCCAUCUCCCAGAACCAGAAGAGGGCUGAAACAGGCAGAGCAGUGACAGACUUCAUGGAAGCAUAGCCUCCGACUGCUUGAAAACAGCCCUGUGGAGAGGAAGGGACUUAGACGGUUGUGGGAAGGCAGGGACUUUCAGUCUUGGCAACUGAUUCAUGGGGUAAGACCUACCAGGGAUGAGCUGCUGUGCUCAUUUGGCCUGACACUAAGACAAGCUUAUAAAGAGUUUACUUCUACUUUCAACAGUGUGAUUUACUGCCAGCUCACUCUGGCAUCUAAUCCACCAAACCUACAAUAACUUGUUUAGUCUUUAAGGAGCCCCUAGACGUGGUUAUCUUUUGCCAGAUACAUAAAAUAUGUGUAUUUUACAGAACCUUUUUCUUAUCAAUUUUUAGUCAAAUCACUAUUUCUCCCCAGCCCUCUUAUAUUUAGGAUUGUGGCGCUCACUGUGUUCUUUACAUUGUUGUUGGUUUAUUUUUAACAGGACACAAAAUCCUGACUGUAAGGAGUUGUUCCAAACCUGUCAAUGUCACCAACAGUUCAGGUAACCUUUCUUUAUUCUUCUAUUCAACCUAGAGAUCAACUAUUGGGUGGAAAGAUGCUCAGUGACUACGAACAAAGGGAGGAAAACCUCUUCACAAUGCAAAGCCAAGAGGGCAAUGAGAAAAUUACAUCUGUAUUUCCACAGAAGACCCUGAAAAUGCAGUGACUCAUCACUAUGGCAACUGAGCCUAAAACAUUUUCCCCCCUGGAAAGCUGCUUGAAGUAUAUGAGUAUGUGAAGGAACAUCAUCUUUAUGGUGGCUUUUUGAUAUUCAAAGGGAAACUCAGGUAAGAAUCAGAAGAUGAGCCAGAGAAACGCAAUUUCUUCAGGUAGCUGUGAUUGGUCUUUAGAGGUUUUGUUAUUAUUUACAGUCCUUCACCUUACCUUGCUUGGAUUUCUUUUUUUAACAUGCUAUAUAUCCAUCAUUUACAAGAGAGCAAACACAACCUCUGACUGCAAUUCUAGUUUAACUACAUGUUAAAAUUCCUCUUACUGAGUUUAAGAUUUGCUCUUCUGCUGGAUCUGAGCGCAGAUAAUCCUCUCAUACAAAAUUGACUAAGAAAUGUUUGUCCACAUUUAAAUUGCUAUUUUUUUAGCAUGUGGUAUUAAAAAAAAUAUCACCAGUGGGUGGCGUUUGGCUAAGUCUGACUUAAAAUGAAGCUAGGCCACUUUUUCCCCUCAAUUCGGAUUGAAGCUGGGGUGGGGAACUCAUAAAAAUAAGGACUUUUUAUUUUUCUUUAAAAAAUGCAAACUGAUGUGGAAAUGUGGAGAAUUGAAUUUAAGAUUGGAAAAAAGUAAGAAGCUCAGAAAAAUUGAAAUUGACAGAUUCAGAUUCCUGCAUUGCAGGAGAUUUGACUAGAUGACUGAAAUAUACUCAGAGUCGAGUGUGAAUUUCAUGCUCUUUAUUCAGCUCAUAGUAGCAAUGAAUGAAACUUUCCCCAAAACGUCUAGCUGUAUGUACAUUAUUUACACAAUGGGCCCCACGUGAUUGGCUAAUUCUGGGCUGCUCCUGUAGGCCAAUCAGGUUGUGGAUUCACCUCAUCCAGAAGCCUGAUGGGCUGCUCCUGCAGGCCAAUUAGGUCGCUGAUUCACUUCCACUUGAAGCUGGAUUGGGUGGCUCCUGCGGACCAAUCAGACUGCUGAAUUCUAGAUCCUAUUGUUCUAGGAUUCAGCUCAGUACAUAACAAUGACCUUCACGGUCCCUUCCAACUCUCCGAUUCUAUGAUUUCCAUUUCUGCUGUACCAACUCUGUACCAAACUGUGCUUCAAAAAUUGAAUUGCUGUAAACUCUGCAUCACCCACCACCCACCCACCCACCCACCCACACCAUUUCUACGUAACUUCAGAGGGAUCGAAAGCUACUGGCUUGAUUUUUCAAAAAUGCUGCAUGGAUGGGCCCAAGCAGUAGCAUUAACAAGCCUAGAGCAGUUGCUAGAAACUGCAUAGCUUGGCACUUGGAGGGGGCUCCGUGAGGGUUAAUAAUAGUUUAGAGAACAUUAUUCCCAUUGCUUUAUUCUCAUUGGGUGCCAGCCUGGUCAGGACAGAGUAAGUGGCUCUACAUCCAUGACUUUAGCCUCUUGCUCACAUUUUCAUAUGCAGUGAAGGUGCCUGUUCAUAACGUUCUGUGACCAGAAUGCCACAGGGCUAGGGAUUUUGCAGAUGGGGCACCUGCGCUGCAAUCUUAUACACACUUACCUGAGAGUAAGCACCACUUAAUGGGAUUUACUUCUGAGUAGACACACCUAGGAUUGUGUUGCUGGUCCUCCAAAUCAUGAUUUAGAUAGGCAGCAGUAGACGACGUCCCAUUUUAAAGAGGAAUUUAUGUGUUUGUGUACAUAUGGGUUUUUUAAAAACAAGUUGAUACAAUAUGUAAGUUUUUGCUCACAGUGUAUCAUAACUCUCUUCUGUACGUCCCACAUGUAAAUAUCUCUCUGUGUGUGGAUAGAUAAGUAGAUAAAUAGUACUACUUUGCCAUUUAUAUACAACUUUGCAUAUACAGUGGUACCUUGGUUCUCAAACUUAAUCCGUUCCAGAAGUCCGUUCCAAAACCAAAGUGUUCCGAAACCAAGGCACGCUUUCCCAUAGAAAGCAAAAUGGAUUGAUCUGUUCCAGACAUUUAAAAACAACCCCUAAAACAGCAAUUUAACAUGAAUUUUACUAUCUAACAAGAUCCAUAAAAUGAAAGCAAUAAACAAAGUACUGCAGUCAUACAAUCAGUCUGUAGCUGAAUGGGGUUCCACACAGUCACAAAAGCAAAAAGAGCUGCAAAAACACAAACACAAAAUAAAUAGCAAAAACAGACAGACCUCAGCGUAACACUCACAAUGGAGCACCUUCGGCUUCCAAAAAAAGUUUGCAGACUGGAACACUUACUUCCAGGUUUACAGUGUUUGGGUUCCAAGUUGUUCGUGAACCAAGGUACCACUGUAUUACCUUGGUUAACCUUACCCCAACCCUGCAAAGCAGGCUAAUAUUGCAGGCUAAAAAAACUGAGGCUCCAGUGCGGAGGAGUUGAGUGUCAAUAAUCCUCAGUGGCAAAGCAAGACUUGUCAGGUUUCUAAGAAUGAACAUGCCUACUGCUUUUGUUGAGAAAUGGUGCCAGCUUUAAGAACCUUCUUACAUAUUUGCAAAGGAUAAAGUUUUGAUGAAUGAGCCAAUAGUAUGGACUAAUCCUUUGAGCAGAUUUCUCUAUACCAGCAUCAUAGAUCUGCCUGAGUUCCCCUUGACAGAAUUCAGCAUGUAGUGAGCAGUUGAUAUUUCCUUUAUAUAAAUAGAACAGGCAGGUCAGCAUUACUUGGUGUUUAAAAUUAUCUUGGCUUUGCUACACCCUAGAGAAAUUAGAACACCCUUUUAUGCAGACUUAUAAACAUACGCAUUUGGCCAUUGAAAACAAACGGGAAUAUAAUAACCCCCCACGCAGAAAACAUGACAGAAGCAAUGACACGGGCUGAAAUUGCUAAGCGACUGAAGAAAGAUUUUUUGAAGGCUUUGCAGUCAAACGACUACAGAACUCUGGAGGAGUUUUUGAUUCAGAAGCAGAUAGAUGUGGACACAGUGUUUGAAGUGGAAGAUGAGAACCUGGUUCUGGCCUCCUACAAACAAGGUAAAAAGAAGAAGUGUUGACACCAGAGUUUAAAGCUUGUGCAAUUAAGGAAACAAAUUGGCUAUUUGUAGUUUAAGAGUGUUUGUACUUUGAAGGUAUUGCUGCAUUAUCUAACCUUCUGGAUCAGAGCUCACUUAACCGGUAAGUUUGGUAUAGAGUUCCCUUUUCAGGUUCAGGACUGCAGGCCAGUGCAGAGGAGGAAGACAGAAGAAACAGCGGGGGGCCAGAAAUGUUACAAGGCAGGCCCCAAGUUAUCGAGUGUACCAAUGUAUUUGCAGCAGGUGGCGCUGUGGUCUAAACCACAGAGCCUAGGGCUUGCCGAUUGGAAGGUUGGUGGUUUGAAUCCCCACAACGGGGUGAGCUCCCGUUGCUCGGUCCCAGCUCCUGCCAACCUAGCAGUACGAAAGCACGUCACGCAAAUGUCAGCGCCCUCGGCCAGUAAAGUGAGAUGAGCGCCGCAACCCCAGAGUCGUUCACGACUGGACUUAACUGUCAGGAGUCCUUUACCUUUACCUUUUUCCACCCAGAGGUUAGAGCUGAGUAAGUCCAGUGCUUUUUUUCUGGCAGUACUCAGUGGUACGCAGUACCAGCACCUCCCUCCCACCCCCAAUCUUGUGAUUUACUUACUGUAGCAACUUCAUGAUGUGUACUGGCACUUUUUUUCCUAGAAAAAAGAAGAACUGAGUAAGGACCGUGUUUUCAACGUAGGCAGCAUCCAGAUAUUUAACCCUUGAAUGUAAAUCACUGUUUUAACUGCCCACAUAUCUUUGCAAUAUAUCUGAAAUCAGAAUUUAGAUUAAAUGCAUUAGCUACAUGCGAACCAUCCAAGAGGCUGUUUCCUUGCCCAUCCCUUGUUUCUCUGCCCCUUGCAUUAGUGGCUUGCUUUGGUUUGACAGGGCCCAAAUCAUCAGCAGAUACACGUCAGGUGACAUUUAGGAUAGCUUAGUCACAGAGUAAAUUCUGGCAGGAAUAGAAGGUGACGCUUGCAGGUUGGUGCACCCUGUGUAGCAGUCAGCACAAAGAGAAGAGGCUGCACCCACAUUCGGAGACCUUGAAAUUAUCUGCACACUGUAUCUGUAUCGAAUUUGCUCAGCCUCCUGCCCCAGCUUGACCCUCCAAGCCACUUUUCAAGCUCCCAAGCUUUCUAAGCUUUUAAGUAUAGCAAAACAAACUUACUGCAUUUCUUUGCCAACAAAAAAGGGAAAAGAAGCAAAAGCAGUCCUAUCUACUAGUGAGAGAAAAAACAGGUUUCCAACAAGAACUGAACACUUGAUAACAAUCAUUAAUUUAUCAUGUGGUAAUCUGAUUUGGCUAUUGUUUGAUUAUCUGAGCAUGUGAAACCUUUCUUCAGUUGUGUAGCUGAAAGCAAAACCUGACAAUUACAUAGUAGUUAAAGGGGAAAGUAUGCAAAAAAGCAGUAGAAUAAUAUCAGUCUUUAAAAAUGUAACUUGGAGGCUGCAGUCUUAACCAUAUCUAUCAAGAAGUGAGUCCUUUUAAAUUUAGUGGUGUUUCCUCUCAGGUUAGUGGGGUUCAGAUAGCAGCCUAACGCCCUCCACUUGAAGACCAUAAGUAGCUUUUGAGGAAACAUGGAUAGGAAUUCACUGCAAGUUGGACGUGAUGGAAGCUGGAGUCCACCCAAAAGCCGCAGGUUACCCUUCCCAGAUGUAAGACAACUGAAAACAAAUCUUGAUCUGCCUAUACAAGUUUUGAAUCUUUGUUCUGCGUAAAAUGUGUGUCUGUGAGGAGGGAUUCAAAGAGUCCCUUGCACGAGCAAUAAACACUUUUGCUAACAGAUGGGGUGUCCAUUUUCUCUCUCCAGCCCCCAGUUCCAUAUCCUUCCCAUUCCAGAGGGUUAUUCGGCCCCCAGCUUUUCAUGGGGUACAAAGGACUGCAGCUGGGAGGGAAGCCUCCCUGUGCUAGUGGAAAUCAAUUCAAAGUUCUCUGGACUGGUUGCUAUGGACAAAGGGGAAUGCCACACUGUGGGGUCAUCAGGACAGGACCUUGAGGCAGAAGCCUGCGGUUCCAUUCAUCAAACUGAGCAAGAGCCCUGCUCCCCAAAUGCAGCAGGCCCGGAUUACCACAUUUUGAAGUGAAGUAAUGCCCCAUGCCACCCAAAGCAGGUGUGGCAAACUUGCAGCCCAGCAGAUGUUGCUGAAGACAACCUGUGUUGUUAUACCUGCAUCAUCCCUGGCCGUUGGCCAUGAUCGCUAGGACGGAUGGGAAUUCUACUUCAGCAUUGAGAGGCCCAAAGGUUCAUUUGAAAACAUUUGCAGGAUUGAUUUAAAAUAUUUUGUUAGCUUAUGAUUUGAUACCUAUUUAUAAAUAUCAGAAGUAAGUCUUUUAAGUAUGGAGAUAAGGUAAACAGGGUGACUGAGAAAUGCAAAGAUAAAAGUGAUUACAUAUGGAAGUCAGGGAGGGGAUACGGGAGGAAGUCAAAGCUCAAUUUGAGCAAAGAUAUAUGUGAUGAAGGAAUGUUAUUUGGUUGUUAUAAAGGAAAAAAGAAAAUUUAAUAAACAUUAUAUGAAAAAAAAGAGAGAGAGGCCCAAAGGUUCCCCACACCUGACUUAAAGGGAGGGCACAAGGCCAUUUAGUUUGUCUCUAAAGUUUCCCGACACUGCCAGACAUUUUCAAAUGAACUGGAGCGGAAAGCAGCCAUGAUGUCAUUCCACUCCUUCAAUGUAAGGUGUGACAGUUGCAGUGUGGAAUUCAGUUACAUGGAAGUGUGAACCACACUGCCCCAGUCUGGAUACGAUUGGAAGAAGGAGGAAGUUCUGGAAUUUGAAGAUUAGCUUAUUGGCAGGAGAGAAUGAUGUUGAACCUAUGGUGCGUAUUAACAUUCUGGGAUGAAGCCAUGUAGCUCUACUGGGAUGAGGCCCAAGAGAUUCAGUGGAGGAAGGGCAAGGGGAGAAUAGGUAUUUUCUCAGGGCUGUUUGUGUAGUUUAACACUUUCUAGUCUGCAGUUCCUUCAGACAGGUGGAUUGUGGACCCUUCAAAGCAGAGACUUCUACCCUCCUUUCUCAACAUAUAAAUAUGCAAAAAAAAUCCAGAAAUAAGGAAUGGUAAAAAUUCUUAAAUGAAUAAAGAACCUCAACAUUCAUUAAGUUCAGAAACCUCAUUGGGGCAAUGCUGCCAUGAAGCAGGGUGAAGUGGCCUAACCUGCCCUGGGCUGAGUGGGGUGAUAGAUGAAGGCAGGAAUUUGAUACAGCAAGACUUCUUAAAUCAGGGAAUGGGGCCCCUGUGGCCUUCCAGAUAUCACCCCAAGCAACAGGGCCACUGGUGAGUGAUGAUGGGAGUGGUAGUCCAGUGACGUCAUUCCUGGGCCUAGUAAGAGGUGACGAGGAGGCACAAUUUGGAUUUUGCUUCAGGUAGCAAAGUGUCUUGGGCUGGCAAUGCAUUUUGGUCAAGCAAUCUUUUGCACGCUGGAGUCCCAAUGUGUGAAUGAAUCAAAUCUCUAUAUCUAGAAUGUUUUACUCCAUCUGAAAGAAGAAAUCUGACAAAAGUGCCCAAUUAUUUAUGAAUGUUUAGUUAAAAUGAAUGAGGAGUUCUGUAUUUGCAGAAGAUACGUGUGUGCAGCUGAGCAUGCAUGUUUCCUAGGGUCCCAGUCUCCACUACUUUAUGUGCCAUUUCAACCCCCCCAUUCAAGUCAUAUGCCAUGGCAGUUUUAAACCUACCUACCAGAGCCCAAUAUUUCUAUUAACUGUUUACUGAUUACUGAUUGGGAAUGAUGCUUUUGAAAGGGUCAUCAUGUACUUACCUACUUGUGCAUUUUUUUUUAAACCAGGAUAUUGGCUGCCUAGCUAUAAACUGCAACAUUCGUGGGCCACUGGGCUACACUUAUCUGUUUUGUACGGCCACCUGGAGAGCCUGAGGGUCCUACUGAAGCACAAAGCGACAAUCAACUGCCGGCCCAAUGGCAAAGCAGCAAUCCACAUAGCAUGCGAAGUGGGCAACCUGGAUUGCAUCAAGAUACUUUGCAGCCACGGAGCGAAAACCAACUGCUAUUCGCUGAGCGGUCUGGCGCCACUGCAUUUCUGUACGACAAAGCUGUCCAUUCCUUGCGCACAGCAGUUAAUCUGGAGAGGUAAGUCCAAUUGCAGGCCAUCAGCGCUGUAGCCCUUCGGAGUGCAGAGGAGAGAAUGACAUGGGUUAGCCCUCCACAUGGUGGUGGUGGGGAAGUCAUUGCGACUAGAAAGCUAGCAUGCCAGGGAUGAAUUUUGCUUUCUUUCUCCCUGUUAAGUUAGCUGUCAAAUAUAGGAGAUUUCUACAGAGCAGCCGAUUCAAAUAAAGCUGGGAGCCCUGCACGGGCAGCCACAAAUGGUAUAUUUCUUUGACAUGGUUUUAUGCACAUUUUAAUCUUUACUAAAAUAUAGUGACACUUUGUCUUCAAAUAUCUAAAGACAUACAGAAGAGAGGUAAGGCUUGAGCCCCUUUUGCAUUAUCGUUAUAAAAUACUAUCAUGCCACUUUUAACAGUCAUGGCAUCCCUCCCCCCCAAAUAUAUAUAUAUAUAUCCUGGGAACUUUCACUUGUUAAGGGGGCUGAGAAUUGUUAGGAGUCCCUUGUUCCCUAAGAUGUGCAUUAUUACAUUUAGUAAAAAGCUAUAUUAACAGUGUCAUGUUUAUCCCACAUGAUGCCAAUAACGUUGACAGCAGGACUAAGAUUGCUGCCAUGAGGAAUUGUGGGAAAGUCCAAGGGGCUCCUUAAAAAUGCGUUGUGAGCUGAAGUUCUACAUUCUGAGUGUGACCUACUUUCAGUACGGAAUGUAGAGCCAGUACACAUCCUAAAACAAUAUGGAACUACCUUGAGAGGAGAGAUAACAACAGCACUGGACUCUUCAGCUGCAAAUGAAAUGGAAGGGAACGUUUAAGUAAACCUUUACAUUAGUGUCACUGGAUUUUAUUUUAUUUUUUAAAAUCUUAGUCAAUGAAUCAUAUAAUUUUAGUUGCUUGAUCAGUCUAAACUUGCAGUUUCACCAGUUCUGGUCUCCCUUCACUUCUUAGUUGUAGCCUUGUUGUGUUUUUAAGCAUUGUUGCAAAUGAAACUUCCAACAGCAAAUGGAGAAAAACAAUAGUUCUGAGACAAGAAACAUACUUUUCUUUGUUCUUGAACUACUGGGAUUUGCAACAAAUUGUUGCAGUGUGGCUUGAUUUUAUUCAGCCGCUCCAUUCCAUCUCCCCGCAAAAGUCAGUCCAUAUUGCGUGGCCAGGCGGAGUCCCCAGAUCCCGAGCGGUCCCCCCCGUCAUGUGGAAUAACGACUCAAGACAACGUGCUAUGGGAUUAAAUUGGCCACAACUUUAUUAAAUUUCCAAUGUGGGUAGACCUUGGCUCAGGCAUUGGGCGUUCUCCCUCCCCAGUCCCCAGCCGGGGACCUAGGGAGCAUCAGGGUUAUCCAUUGUGUGGGGGGGGGAUGGGCCGGCUCUGGAGAACAGAUGUUCAAGCAGAGAUAGCCGCCCCCGUUACGCCGCCGCCGCAGGGGAGAGCAAUGACGACCUUUCGGCGUAUGGUCAAAGCCUCCCUUCAGAAACCCCUUUAACGGGGAACCCUGAUAUCGCCGCCGCAAAGAGGAAGAUGGACUAAAGGAUUCCGCCCAAGGCCUGAUACCGCCAAAGUUGUGAUGUUUUGCUAUGGGAAAGGCGAAACCUGCCAAUGCAGGGGAAUUCCUUUCCGGCCCUUUAACAGCGACCUUAACGUAGCAGCGCCCGCAUACCUGUGAAGAAAAGUUAACCUGCAAAAUAAGACAUUAACUGAGGGUGGGUAGGGUGGGAGAAGCUCUGGAGCCAAGUGAGGAUUCCCAGGUAAGAUCCUCCCUCUAUUGUGUGGGCAGGUAAUCCCUCCCCUACCUGGCCUGGUCUCCUUGGCAACGCUUCCCCAGGUGGGAUUGGACAACUGACUGAGGUAGGCGGAGACCUCCAGGUAUCCCACCUGAGGGAAGGCAAAGCCAAGCCUAUGCUGAUGGGGCCGCUCCAGAUCCAGGGGCUGCGCGCGUCCACGCAAAGGGCGCCCCCCGUUUUAAGCGGGGUGCGGUCAUUCCAUUGUCACUGAGCAAGCUCAGUCUUCAUUGGGCUAUUUUGGUGUGUCUCCUCCCACUUAUGGAUCCUUCCUUCUUCUGCAUGGGUGCUACGUAAGCAACAACAUGCCCCAUCUGAACUUCGGGGGGGGGGCGCGCGACACCUUUUAAGAUUAUUUAAAGUUUUUUUAAUGGAUUAAAACCAGCUGUGCUUUAAAUGCACAAAUGGUGAAAAGUUGUUGUUUAGAUUUUUAAAAAGCAUGUGGAAACUUCUGCAUGAAAUCAGUAGGCGGCAUAUUUAAAAGACAGAGAAACACUUCAUAUCAGGGAGGGUCAAUUUCUGUAUUCUUGAGAGUUGUCCUGUUCUCCAAGUAGAGCAGUGGUUGUAGGACCAGGAAAUAUGUGCUAGUGGUGAUGAUGAUGAUGAUGAUAACAUCUAUACCACCCUUUAUUUGAGAAUCACAGGGCAGUUUACAACAUAAAACAGCAAAAUUAUACUAUUACUGCUACUGCUAGUAGUAGGGAUACUGCUAGUAGUAGGGAUAGUUAGAUUUAGAUAGCUGCUCACCAGUAAAUAUUCCCAUGGUAGCAAACCAUUGUUAAAGCACAGUUAAUAAUGACAAAAAUCAAAAAUAAAAGUUCACAAGCUGGGGAUAGCUGAGUUGGUAGAGUAUGAGACUCACAGGGCCGUGGGUUCAAGCCCCAUGUUGGGCAAACGAUUCCUGCAUCGCAGGGGGUUGGACUAGAUGACCCUCAUGGUCCCUCCCAACUCUACAAUUCCAUGACUUUAUGAUUCUAAGACACUCACACACCUUCCACUGCACCAGAGACAACAUAAAAAACUCACUGACACAUGGGGUGCAUAUACUGAUUGUCCACUAGAUGGGGAUGUUGUUUCAAGUGAAAUAUAUAUAUGUGGAGACUUAAACAAGCCUCAGAAGGUUGCUUUGAGUUUGACAAGAUUUCUACAAAGUAACACGCAGUCCAUGAUUGUGCAUGUGGCGUCUAGCUGUGUAUAUUCAGCAAAAGAUGUGCAGGUGUGAUUGCAGCACAUGAAAACUUACAUUUGGGCCAGGUUACUUGAUAUUUACAGGUGCGUUUACAUGUAAAAGACUUGAGCAGGAUGACCAUGUGUCAUUUAUUGGAAGGUCCAAGUCAGGUUUAAAGAUGAUGAACCCCAAAAAGGGGGAGUAGGAGGGGCCCUGAAGUUGCCCAUCAACAGGUAGCAGCAUCUGGACAACAGUCAGAGAAAAAAAAUUCAGUCUUUCCCACUAUGGUGAGAUGCAUUUCUGUCUAAAUUACAGUAAUCAUUCCUAAAUUUGCAUCUAUAUGUAUACAUUAACAUUGGCCUAGGGUAAAGUAUAUGUAUUAACAUAUAAUGCUUAGCAUAUGUGGAUUAUUUUUUAUAUCCCAAUUGGUAUCUGUACUGGAUUUGAAACUGGUGUUUUUAAAAAGAUAAUUGUUUUUAACCGGGUUUUGGUAUUUUACACAUGCAACUGCUUUACAUACAUUUUUAUUGCAUCAUAAAAUUGCCUCAAGUUGUAUCACUGAAGGAGAUUGCAUAAAAUGUCCAUAUUAUUUAUUGAUUUAAUUUAUCAAAAAGGUAUCCUCUUUUUUUCUUGGAGAAUGGACAGGCAAGCAGGUAGAUGCAUUCCCUCUUUGGGAGUGAUACGUUACAUGGCCCCCUUCUAGACCAGAAUCACAAAUUUAGAAAUAUUUUUUGUUAUAAGAGUGCUUAAGGUUGUGCCAAACCCAUCUUUCCAACUUCCUCAGUUAGUGAUGGUGGGGGUGGGAAGGCAUUCAAACAUGCAAUCUUCCUCAUUUGUUCUGAGACAGACAAUCCUAAAAACACAACAUAAAGGGGGAGGGAAUAUUUCUAAUUGUGCCUUUAUGUAGGAAGUUGAUUUAUCCAUUUUAAUAAACUAAAAAGGUUCCCGCAAUUAAUUAGGCUGCAUAGUUAAACAAAUAAUAAUAAUCCAUGCACGUACUCAUAGAAAAACUGUAGAUUGCAAGCCCCAUCAUAAAAGAGGUAUAUUUUAAAUCUUUUCUGUCAUAAAGCAAGGAAUGCCGUGCCCAAGAUUAUCCCUGCUUGCAACACAUGGCUGCAUCAUCUAAAAUCAGGGGAAGUUUGUUUCUCGCAUUUCAACAAAUGCAAAUACAUGCAAAUGAAACUAGCUGAUUAAUUAAUUGAUUAAAACUCGUGCAAUUAAUUAACAUUUCUGUAGUCAGGUGGCAGUCGUGGGGGGGGGACAUUUGCCCCAGUAAAAAUUGCUGUUAUUUAUUUCAUACAGCUCAGCACGUAUAUACCAUAUUUUUCCAUGUAUAAGACUAGGUUCCCCCCCUAAAAAAUAAUGUCCAAAAUUUGGGGGCGUCUUAUACACAAGGGCCAUCUCCCCCCCCAUUUUCUUAAAUGGAGUCCCCAAAAAUACAGGUCGUCUUAUACAUGGGGGCGUCUUAUAGAUCGAAAAAUAUGGUAUGUGUCUUUAACAUGGAAAAAGAAAUAGAAAACCCCUUUCCAAUGUUCUCUCUCUCUCUUUUCCUUCAAACAGGCGCAGACGUGAAUAUAAGGACUAACAACCAAGAGGAGGAAACUCCCCUCCACACUGUUGCUCGUUAUGGUAUCCCUGAAAUGGUGGGCUUUUAUGUAGAACAAGGAGCUGCGGUUGAUUGUCGAAAUGCCCACAGAGAAACACCUCUGGCCUGUGCGGUCUAUUGGGCCCUCAAUGGCAAGGAACAGACAUACAGCACAGAUCACCACCUGAUCUGUAGGAUGCUGAUCGACUAUAAAGCCGACGUCAAUUCACGAGACGAGGAUUUCCGAACGCCUCUCCACAAGGCUGCUUGGAACUGUGACCGCGUUCUGUUAGACAUGCUACUCGAGGCAGGAGCUGAGGCCAACUUCAUGGAUGACAACGGAUGUGGCCCUUUGCAAUACGUCCUGAAAGUGACAGGUGUGCGGCCGAGUGCCCAGCCAGAAUUCUGCUUCCAGCUGCUUCUCAAUUAUGGAGCUGCCAGGAUAUAUCCUCCACAAUUCCAUAAGGUGAAAGCUUGUGUCUACGUAUUACAUACAUAUGCAUCUGUUUAGAUCAGAGAUAAGAAACUGUGUGAAUGGAAGUUUGUGGUCUUCCACCUUUCAGAUAGAUGGUAAACAUGUCCUAAUUCAGUUUGGGGGAUUGGCUGGUUUCUCAACACCAGGCCUUGCAGGUGCCCUUAAUGUUUUGCAAAAAUGCUCUUGCAUGUCUUUUGCGAGGCUUUUCGCCAUCUGGGUCUUGUAAAACCCAGAUCACAGGUCAAUGCUUUUCCUUUCUAAAUUUGAUUACAGGCUUUCUUUCUUUCUUUCUUUCUUUCUUUCUUUCUUUCUUUCUUUCUUUCUUUCACAUUAAUCUCCAUGCUAGAAAAAAGCAGAAGGAAUUGCUUUUAUAUAUUUUUACCUUGAACGCAGGCACGGGGAAGCUGUGACAGAUGAGGGUUAACAUGAGAAUUAAAAAAAAAAAUCAUUCUACAUGAAAUGCAUGCAGGUAAUUCUAACAUGAUGAGAUGAGCGCCUCUAAAACCUCUGUUUAAUACGAAUAGAGUCAGGAUGUCAAAGUUCCAAUCACUGCAUAUACUUUAAUGGCAGAAAUAGUAUGCCCCGGGUCACUUCUUCCAGCGCUGUCCUCCUAAACUACUCUGGAAAAGAUGUCUUGAGGACUGUAGGCAGCAGUUAUUUUCUUAUGGAAAGUAAUUAUUCCUCGCACGUGGUGAAAAAUUCUUUGGUGCUUCAUGUUUUUCAACUGCUAGCUUGCUUUGCCACCCUGGAUCUGGCUUCAAGUUAAUAACCAUCCAUUCAUCUGCAAAAGCAUAGAAUUGUAGUGUUGGAAGGGACCCAGAGGGUCAAUUGGUCCAACCCGCUGCAAUGCAGGAAUCUCAGCAUACAGCAGUAGAACAGAACCUCAAGCCUGGAAGCCAAAUGCGAAUCACUUAUCUGGUCCAUGUCACUCUUGCCAGAACAUGCCCCCUUCCUUCGCUGGUUCCCUUAAGCUUAGAAUCGUUCCCCACCCCUGCCAUAGAACUCUUCUUCACAACCAUGAAGACUAGAAGUUGCUUUAAAAAGCAAAAAAAGAAAGCUGAAUUUCCUUAAGGUGCUGAAUUUUCACACCAGGUACUGUAGUUACAUGGCAAUCUGUGGGUGGAUGGAAUUGGCACAGACUUAGAAUAACACCUACUGUAUGUCUCUAGGUGUAUUAAUCUGUUACAGCAAAACUAGGCAGAAGCAAACUAUGGUUAUUUCAAGCUAUUGAGUAUAGCUGGGACUGAUUCUUAUAGGAAUUGCCAAUUAACAGGGUGGUAUUCAGUGCUAAUCCUACUCAGAGUGGACUCAUUGAAGACAGCAGACAUGACUAAGGAUUGCAGUCAACAAAGCCCUGCACAGAAUAUACCUAUGGAAAUCAAUGAACCUGCAUUAGUAAUAAUUAUUAACUCCAACAGGUCAAUAACAUUGAAUGCCACCCCAGCUUGGGUUCAUUAAUUUAGCAAGUCUAUUCUGAGUAGGACUUAGUUGACUGUUCUUACUUCUCUGUACUGGAGAAGAGAAGGAAAGUGAUAUUGCUCAGUGAAGAAGGGCAAAAGCUUUAAAGAAGAAGAAGGAAAAAAACAGUUUGAGGAGAUCAGCAAAAUCCAAAUAGGUGGUUUCUGUUUCUCUUAGCAGGUUUUGCAGGCCUGUUGCUCUUAUCCCAGAGCAGUUGAGGUUAUUGUGAAUACAUAUGAACACAUCAAGUCCACAGCAAAAUGGAGAGCAGCUAUACCUGAUGAUGUCUUUGAGGUAAACACUUAAUGAUUUCUUGAGUUGCUGAUUAAAAAAACCACACAGGUAAUGUCUGUGUACUUUAAUCUGGUUCUAUGUGAAAGUGAACGUUUAGUAGGAAAUGAAAGUUGGAGAACUCUGGUUAGUCAGGGAUCACCAGCAACAACUGAAGGACACCCUCUUGGCUGCCUCUGGUUUAAACUGUAGUUAUUGAACAAGCCUGGAUCAUAAUAUACAGUUGAUCCUAUUCAGUUUCAUGUCCAAAAAAGGCUAUUUCAUUGAGUGACAGCUUCAUAACAUUGCUCUGACUUGGCCAGCUCUGUCCUGCUCAGUUAGGAGACAUCAAAUUGCAUGGGAGGAAUGUGAUAUCUAGAGCAAUUUUCAAUUGUUCUUUUAGCCGAAGUUACGCGGGGGGCGGGGUGCAUAGAAAGAUACAGUCUCACUUAUUAGGUUAUUAGGCUGCUAUUCAGAUAGGUCAGAGCUGGCCCUACCAUUGGACAUAGUGAGGCACCUGCCUUAAGGUAGCAGAUGCUGGAGAAUGGCGGCAAUGUGGAUGUGUUGGAGACCAGAAAUAUUUGUGCCUGCUGCCCUUAAGUGUGGUGGAGGGUUCUGCCGUGUCUCCAGUGCUGAAAUAAAACUGAACUGCCAGUCCAAAUGGAAUGGGGAGGUGGGUGUGGGUGUCUUGACUCAGGCGGCAAAAUGUCUUGUGCAAGCCCUAAACAGAAUAAUGGCAAGAGACUGCAUUGAGCACAGAGAAGGUAAUGACACAUCUUCUCCAUAUUUUUCCUGGAAAGAGAUUUUCCAUAGAGAGAAAGGUAUUGACCACAUUAUUUAUGCAUUAUUUUGCUUUUGCAGAUGUAUAACGAAUUCUACGAAUCUCUGUUUGAGGUGUGUGAUAACACACCAAGAUCGCUCAAGCAUCUAGCCAGAUGUGCUAUUCGAAGAAUAUUGUUCGAUCGAUGCCACAAAGGAAUCCCUUUCCUUUUCAUUCCAGCGACACUGAAGAAUUAUUUGCUCUUAGAACCAGAAGGAAUAUUGUACUGAGUUUGUCCAGCAGCCCAAUUCUGUAAAACUGGGGUUCACUUGCAUGGUAGAAGUUAUAAUCCAAGGGUUCCUUGAUAUCACCCAGAACAAAAGGUCAUGGUCAAUUUGUAUACAAAGACUUAUUUUACAUCUGUGGAUUACACUAAGUUCUUGAAUUUGCUGCAGCCUGAACACAAGCCUAUUUCAUAAUCCAUUUCACUCCCAGCUUGUGUCAAAAAGAAUAUACAUGGAACUCUGGAAAAGAAUUAGGUCAGCUUUUCCAUCUGCUUUCAAAACUAAAUAAUGACUGAGCUAUGCAUAUCAGUGCUUUGAAAAGACUAGCUUUCAGUGACCCAUACAAAACAAAUAUCAUAAAGACUUAUGCGCUAAAUUAAAAGACCAUGUUUUUAUUUGAACCUUUAGAAUGCGAUAUACUAAUAAACAACCACAUUCUCUGAGUGGAUCCUGGUGUAGCCCCAAACAGCAUCAUUCAUGUCAGGGAUGAUGGGAGAUGUAGUCCAGCAAGAGCUGGGGACUCAAGUUUGAGAAACACUUGCCUUAGGAGAUGGAUGCUUACAUGUUUAUAAAUGUGCACCAGCACUUUCUGGAAGAGAUUAUGUAAUCCAAUGACCAUUCUAGCAGGAGGUUGGCAUGUGUUUAACCGAAAGGCUGCUUCACAUGUUACAGAUUGGUGGAGUCAUUUUGUCUGCAACAAGCAGAGGGAAAACUACUUUAAAAAAGAAAAAAGCAAGGGUGUUUAUGUUAAACAGCCAUAUUGAUGAGAGAGAAAACAAGGCCUGCCACAGUUCCCCCAUGGCGUGUACAUGCAAUAAAGAGGGCCAGUCUUCCUAUCAUGGAGCUUCCCGCAAAAAAACAACUGGUAAGUAGCGUGCAAUGUCUUCAAUUAGUCCAUAAUGGCUAAACCUGCUCUAAAACAAGGAGAUUAAAGGAAAGGAGCCUGUCAGGGAGAUGGGUCUCCUGCUGGGAACAGGACAAAGGUGGG
Molecule: messenger RNA, 26198 nt
Organism: Podarcis lilfordi (Lilford's wall lizard)
Lineage: Eukaryota; Metazoa; Chordata; Lepidosauria; Squamata; Lacertidae
Source: the annotation of a GenBank genome assembly